GGCUGCCUGACUGGAAUGAGGGUAGCUGCGGCGACUGCGGCGGCGGGAGCGGGGCCGGCCAUGGCGGUGUGGACGCGGGCCACCAAAGCGGGGCUGGUGGAGCUGCUCCUGAGGGAGCGCUGGGUCCGAGUGGUGGCCGAGCUGAGCGGGGAGAGCCUGAGCCUGACGGGCGACGCCGCGGCGGCUGAGCCUGAACCCGCUCUCGGGCCCGCGGCGGCCGCCUUCAACGGCCUCCCGAACGGCGGCAGCGCGGGCGACUCACUGCCUGGGAGCCCGAGCCGCGGCCUGGGCCCCCCGAGCCCACCCGCGCCGCCGCGGGGCCCGGCGGGCGAGGCGGGCGCGUCACCGCCCGUGCGCCGGGUGCGGGUGGUGAAGCAGGAGGCGGGCGGCCUGGGCAUCAGCAUCAAGGGCGGCCGCGAGAACCGGAUGCCGAUUCUCAUCUCCAAGAUCUUCCCGGGACUGGCGGCCGACCAGAGCCGGGCGCUGCGGCUGGGCGACGCCAUCCUGUCGGUGAACGGCACCGACCUGCGCCAGGCCACCCACGACCAGGCCGUGCAGGCGCUGAAGCGCGCGGGCAAGGAGGUGCUGCUGGAGGUUAAAUUCAUCCGAGAAGUGACGCCAUAUAUCAAGAAGCCAUCGUUAGUAUCAGAUCUGCCAUGGGAAGGUGCAGCUCCCCAGUCACCAAGCUUUAGUGGCAGUGAGGACUCCGGUUCUCCAAAACACCAGAACAGCACCAAGGACAGGAAGGUCAUCCCUCUCAAAAUGUGCUUUGCUGCUAGAAACCUAAGCAUGCCGGACCUGGAAAACAGAUUGAUAGAGCUACAUUCUCCUGAUAGCAGGAACACGUUGAUCCUACGUUGCAAGGAUACAGCCACAGCACACUCCUGGUUUGUAGCUAUCCACACCAACAUAAUGGCUCUCCUCCCACAGGUGUUGGCUGAACUCAAUGCCAUGCUUGGUGCAACCAGUACAGCAGGAGGCAGCAAGGAGGUUAAGCACAUUGCCUGGCUGGCAGAACAGGCAAAACUAGAUGGUGGAAGACAACAGUGGAGACCUGUCCUCAUGGCUGUGACUGAGAAGGAUUUGCUGCUUUAUGACUGUAUGCCGUGGACAAGGGAUGCCUGGGCAUCACCGUGUCAUAGCUACCCUCUUGUUGCCACAAGGUUGGUUCAUUCUGGCUCCGGAUGUCGAUCACCCUCACUUGGAUCUGACCUUACGUUUGCUACCAGGACAGGCUCUCGGCAGGGCAUUGAGAUGCAUCUCUUCCGGGUGGAGACGCAUCGGGAUCUAUCGACCUGGACCCGGAUACUUGUUCAGGGUUGCCAUGCUGCUGCUGAGCUGAUCAAGGAAGUCUCUCUAGGCUGCACAUUAAAUGGCCAAGAGGUAAGACUCACUGUCCACUAUGAAAGUGGGUUCACUAUCUCCAGGGAAAAUGGAGGUUCCAGCAGCAUAUUGUACCGUUACCCUUUUGAAAGGCUGAAAAUGUCUGCUGAUGAUGGCAUCAGAAAUCUGUAUCUGGAUUUUGGUGGUCCUGAGGGAGAACUGACCAUGGACCUGCACUCCUGUCCGAAGCCGAUAGUAUUUGUGUUGCACACAUUCUUGUCGGCCAAAGUCACUCGCAUGGGACUGCUUGUAUGAGCAGCAAAAAAAUCAGUAAAGAGCCUUGAAUGUCACAAGAAGUAUUUCCACCUCAAAAAAAAAAAAAAGCACAAAAAGAAAGCUCUUUGCUCUCUCCUCCAGCACAGUGCCUUGACAAGGACCUACAAAUCACUGCUGAACUGUAACCAUGUUUAAAGAAGAGCUUGCCUUUUUCAAACUACCUUGCCAGAAAUUCUAGGACUCUAGUAAGCUGCAAAAUAAGGCUGUUGAUUUAUUGUCUAGUUUCCUAAUGUGGUUUCUAAGUAAUUAGGUUUAUUUCCCUUGAUAAGAAGGGUGGCUCAUUCUUUUUCUUUUUGGACAUAAUCAAACAUCUAAUAGUUUCUUUUUUUUUCUUUUUCUUCUUCUUCCAAUAGAAUUUGUUUCAGGCUUAGCCUUGAUCUUUUGCUUAGGACAGCUAUCUCUAACCAGGUGCUAGUUUGCAGCAGCCCGUGCUUCUUGGUCACUCCAUAUAGUUUAUACAUUUUGUUGGAUUUUACUGUCUUCACUUACUCGUUCUACCCUAGGAAGUCCUUGAAUUGCAUCACCAAAGGGUUCUUCAUCUGUCAUGGCUCUCCCUGCAUCCCACCCUGGCCAUCACUUCCCACUGCAUCACAAGCUUUGCCACUCAUAAGUGCUAACUUUAAGACUUAGAACUUGCAAGAUUUGAUUUACCUUGCCUUCCACUCCCUUUCUAGUAGUGACCAACUUGAAAAACAAGUUGGAAACCACUGCUUUGAAAGAAAAGUUUUGCUUGUUUUAGGAUUUUCUGAUUUUAUCUUUUGUAGGAGCCAGGGGAUAAGAUUUAUUUUAAAAGAAAAUCCUCAUUUUAGCCUAAGCCAUUUUUUAUUGCUUACCAAAUGUGCCUUUGGUUAGGGUUAGUGGAGCUUUAUUAGUUUGAAUGACUGGAUAUCACUGCCAUUCCAGGGAGAUCAUCUAUCUAAUAUUGAAGAAUAAUUUUUGCGGUGGGUUUCCUUAGUGCGGUAUCUUUUUUAGUUGGCAGAUCUCUUUAAGGAAGACAAAUCCUGGAGAGCCAGCUUGUUGAAAGAGUACACUUUGUCAGUGAAGCCAGCUUGCUCUUUAGCACAAACAUCAUGGCACAUUGCUUUGAGCUGUGUGAGCCCAUGCAGGAUCCUGGCCCUGGCCCUCUCCCUCUGUGGCAACAGAGUGGCAUCCGUCAGCAACUCUAAUUCAGUGCUGGCUCAGUGAUGCAUCCUACAAUGGGCAGGGUGAUGAGACCAUGGAACAGCUACCUGGGCUUUGCUAAGCGUUGUCAGAUAUCAUCAUUAGGACAUAGCAGCAGUAAGAUUGCUGAUUUUGUGGUACUGGAGAACUCAGCUGCUUUUUCCUAAUUAUGAAGGAGUAUGUAUCUGAAAACAUUUAAAAUAGUAUAAUAGCUAUAUAAAAUGUCAAGGUUAGCACAGUCCCCAGAUCUGAAAGAAAAGGUAACACUGACUUUGAUGUUCUCUCUGCUCUCUGAAGAAAGUUCUAGGAAUAGUUCUCAUUUACUAGAGUUAUCAGGAAUGCCAUAAGAGGACGUGAGCACUAUGGAGGGUGGAGAAGGGUAGCAGUCCAAAGAUGAAAAAGAAAAAAAACCCAAAAACCCACAAAUGUACUAUUUGCAAAGCAAGAGCUAUUUGGUUUGAGUGCAGACUGACCUAUAGGUGGGACAUAUAAAAGAGCAGACUCAUGAGCAGAGAGAGUUCUAGUUGGACAUUGUAACCUCAUUGUCUUCCCUCUGCCCCAUAAAUGAGUUCUUCCCCCAGCUCCAGUCCCCAAAGUCUGAUCUACUUAAAACUGGAAAUUGAAAUCUAGACUAGAAUAUAUCUUUUAAGAGCUUUUUUAUGUUUUGAAAAUUCAUAAAUCUAAGUUUGGUUCCAUCUGGCAUACGUUUGCAAAUCAGAGAAGAAAGAAUCUUGAAGAUCCAGCUAUGGUUUCUGGAAGCAGAAUUUCAACACACAAUACCCUCAGAUAAGGGAGCUUAGACACUUUUGGCAGUGAGAGUAUUAUUAAUCUGAGAAGUCGAACAAUGCAGUCACAGACUUUUGCAGCAAAGCCAUUUGGUGAGGUUUUCUGUGUUAGUAUGAAAGGCUAAGCCACUGAGAAUAUUUUCCGGGAGAACUUCUGAGCCACGCUGCUCAUUCCUUCUAUGAAAAAGAUCUGUUAAAAGGUAUGAUUAAAAUGUGGGCAGGAGAGGUAAGCAUUGUGUGCAUUUCGGCUCAUUUUGCUCAAGCUUUAGCUGUCAUAGCACCAAGAUCCAUAGGUUUCUAGUAUCUUUUGAGUCUUGAUGUGAAAUGAAAGUGUAUGGAGGGUUUCCUUUGACCACUAGCGCCCCAAGAGCAAGAGCCCUUCAGCUGCUUGUUUAACAUACUUCAGCAGCUUUCCAAUCAUGGGUGACCAGGUUGUUCUUUAAUUGUGUUUGUGGGAUUUUCAAACCACAAAUGAAGUGCUUUUUAUGAAUGGGACAGCCGUGAUAAAUAGGUAUUUUGUAUUAAGAUGCCAGAAUGUGGCAAAUUAUUUUCAAGUGAUAACUGAAGAGGGGCAUUUUUGAUAUUUCACAUCUUUUAUAGAACAGCUGACUUUUCACUUCUUUUUCAUUUUGAAAUAGGAAAAUUGUUGAGAAUGUGGUGGGCUUCCAUGUGUAGAGUGGAAAGGAGCUGCAUAGUAGUGCCCCCUCAUUCCGAUGGACACUCCUCGUGCCCUCGGGAACCAGGGCUUAGACGUCUUCUCCACAUUCCACACAGAGGCCUACGAGCAGCCAAUUGGUGUGUGAAAAUUCUUCCUCCUCAUUCUCUAAAACGU
Messenger RNA from Globicephala melas (long-finned pilot whale), 4437 nucleotides. It is a transcript of the gene SNTB2, whose product is annotated as syntrophin beta 2. NCBI's taxonomy places the organism in Eukaryota, Metazoa, Chordata, Mammalia, Artiodactyla, Delphinidae. The record is from RefSeq and is a predicted model, not a curated record. Gene Ontology annotation, molecular function: structural molecule activity; protein binding. Gene Ontology annotation, cellular component: dystrophin-associated glycoprotein complex; synapse; intracellular anatomical structure.